UCCAACCAGUAUAAAUGUAUAAGGUGUUACUUCAAGUCAGUGCCAACACCAAAGCACAAAGAUAAGAGAGAAAAAUUCAAAACUGUUGAUUUCAACCAGAGCUCUGAUCAGUUUUCACAGUGAGGCCUUCACACUCCGAAUUUUAUUUUCUAAUUAAUUUUUUUCUUCUUCUCGAGGGCAGUUUUUUUUUGUUCGUGUUUUCUUUCAGCUUGUCUGUGUAGAGCAGUGUUGUGUGGAGGGCUGAGUGCAGUCCCAGUGUGGUAACAGUGGUGGAGUUGGAGGUGGAGGGUGCGCAUCUUAAAACCUGCUAAUCCUGCUGCUGCCCUCAAUCUGCGCCUGCCUGCACCGGAGGAGGCGUCAGGACGGACUCUCUCUGCUCCACUGCGGACAAACUUUACAGCACCCACCGCAGAUGAAAUAAUCAGCUCCGAGUCUCAAACUUUUCCUCUGUUUUUACGCACCCGCUGGAUUAAAAACAAAAAACAAAAAACAGAAGCGCCUCGUUCCGCUAGUGGAGACAUUUCCUCGGAGUUAAUCCUAAUUCCCCGGAGGAUUUGAAAUAUCUGCCGCGAUGAGCGCAGCGGAGACCUCAGACACCGACUCCAACAAGCUGGAGUCCGUGAUCCAGAGGUUGGAGGAGAGCGUUUUGUCAGAGGAGGAGAAGAGGUUGACGGUGAGGGGACCUUCACCAGACGCCCCCCCUACAUGUCUACCGGCCAGAGUACGAGAAAUUGUCACAAAGAACCUCAACGAUAGCACUGGAGCCAUGUCCUCGGUCAUGUCCAUCCAGGAGGAGAACCGGGUGCUGCAGGGAGAACUGGCCCGUCUGGAGGACCUGCUGGCCCACAGCAGAGCCGACCGAGACGAGCUCGCCAUCAAGUACGGGGCCAUUAGUGAGAGGCUGGAGCAGGCGCUGCGUUUUGAAACAGGAGACCAUGAUUCACCGGAGUCCCGCAGCUUGGCCCAGCAGAACGUGGAUCUACGCAGGCGGCUGGACGAGGAACAAGCGGCCUACAAGCGCAAACUCACCGCGUACCAGGAGGGACAGCAGAGGCAGGCGCAGCUCGUGCAGAAGUUACAGGCCAAAGUGCUUCAGUACAAGAAGAGGUGUGGAGAUCUGGAGCAGAUGCUGCAGGAGAAGUCCUCUGAUGUGGAGAAACACAGGCAGGAUGGCCACAGCGAAGCAUCAAAUGGGCGUCAUCAAGACGAGGCCAGCAGCAACCUGGAGGACGCUUUAAUCCGUCUGGAGGAAGAACAACAGAGGAGCAGCAGUUUGUCUGCGGUGAACGCGAUGCUGAGGGAGCAGUUGGAGCAGGCGGGUUUGGCCAAUGAGGCGCUCAGCCAGGACAUCCGCCGCCUCACUGCUGAUUGGACAAAAGCCAGAGAGGAGCUGGAACAGAAGGAGUCUGACUGGAGGAGAGAAGAAGAGUCUUUUCACAGCUACUUCAGCAGUGAACACGGUCGCCUGCUGAUGCUGUGGCGACAAGUGGUUGGGUUCAGGAGGCAUGUCUGUGAAAUGAAGAGCGCCACUGAAAGGGACUUGUCAGAUAUGCGUAAUGAGCUGGCCCGGAUGUCCCACUCUGCUCAGGUGUCCUGCACUGGUCUGUCCACUACACUGUACAACCGGGAGGGAGGAGCAGCUCUGGCUCUGGAGCGAGAGAAAGCUCUGAGGGUUCAGCUGGAGCAGCAGCUCAGAGAUCGAGUGUCAGAGAUGAUGAACCUUCAGACCAGAACAGAUGCAGAGAGGAGUGAGCUCAGCGUCAGGUUGUCAGAUUCAAUGCGAGAAGGGGAGAAGCUGAAAGGCCAAAUCGAGGAGAGAGACAGAGAAAUUGUAACGCUAACGAGGAGGCUUGAGGAGCAGAGCGGCAGUGAUGAGACCGACAUGCAGAUGAUGAGAGUUCACACUGAGACACUGCUGGACACACUGCGGGACAUCGCUCAGACCGUUUUAUCAGACGGCGAGUCGUCAUCCGAAGCGGAUCAGGACAACUCUGGUGUUCCGCUGCUGGCGUUGAUCCGUGACUCCUCCCCUCGUAGGCCGUCCUCCCCCACUCGACCCCCCUCACUGUUUCCUCCCCCAGAGGCAGCUCUGUCGGCUCUCCGCUCCGCCGUCACAAACAAGACGCUCCAGCUGCAGGAUGUUCGAGGUCGUCUGCUCUCUGCCCAGUCCUCGGUACAGCAGCUACGAAAGCAACUUUUGGAGUCUGAUUCGGCGAAAAGAGAGGCAGAGCAGCGAAAUCAAACCCUGCAGCGAGAGAGAGACGCUGCUCACAGGGAAAGAGAAACUUCCCAGAGAGAAAAGGACCGUCUGAAGCAGGAGAGAGACACACUGGCCAGUGAGAAGGUGAACUUGGAGAAGGCAGUUCAGGCAGCGCAGAGCAGCAGCCACAUCCUGCAGAUGGACUGUGAGAAGCUUCAGCUGACUGUGGCGUCGGUGCAGCGAGAGCGAGAUCACGAGAGGGAGGAGAAGGAGGCGGCCAUCCAGGAGAGAGACCGGGCCAAGGCAGAGACUCAGAGGAUAACGAAGCAGUGGGAUCAGAGCGAGAGUCGAGCCUCUGCUCAGCGAGGCGAGUUGUCUGCAGUGAGGGAGACUCACCAGCAGGGGGAAGUGGAGAGGCAGCUGCUGGAGCGAGAGAAGGUCCAACUGACUGAAGCUCUGGCUCGGGCUGAGAGCAGGAACACCGAACUGUCUCUGCUGCUCAACAAGCUUCAGUCUGAGGACGCAGCUCUCCGAGACUCUUUGGCAAAGCUGGGCAGCAUGAAUGAGGGUCUGGCCCAGGACAAAACUGACCUCAACACCUACAUCCUCCAGCUUGAGGAGGAGAAGGCCCUGCUGCAGGGUCAGAAACGUGAGGCGGAGCAGGAGAAGCUGACCAUCAGAGACGAGCUGGUCCGGUUGGAGCAGGACCGGCUGGAGCUGGAGUCGACCCGCAUCACGCUGCAACAGUCACUGCAGGACGCCGAGCUGAGCCGGGUGGGGAUGGAGGCCGAGCUGCACAGUCUCAGGACGGACAGACUGAAGCUGCAGGAGAAAGUAACCCAGCUCUGUGGCGAGGUCACCUCUCUGGGUUCAGAGUUGAGUCUCGCCAAAGGAGAGGGCCAGAGGAACGAGGUGGCUUUAGAGGAGGCCGGCCGCAGUCGGGCUGAACUGGCCCGAGACAAAGCAGCUCUGGUGGUCCAGCUGACGGCAUCUGAAAGAGAAAACGCCAUGCUGUCAGAGGAACUGGCCGCUUUCAGGUCGGAGCGGGAGUCCCUGGAAACCAGCCUGUUCGAUGUGCAGCAGCAGCUCGUUCAGGUGGAGUCUCGCAGAGAGCAGCUGGAAACAGAGAACCAAAACCUCCGAGUCCGCUGUGAGACGGCUGCAGCUGAGGUGCGGCGUGUACGCUCAGAUGGGGAGAAUGCUUUGGCUCAGACCGAGAGGGAGAAACAGGCUCUGACUCAGACUCUAAAUGCUGCACAGCUGGAGGCCCAGCAGGCUUUACGCAAGACCAUCUCUGAGCAUCAGGAGGAGGUGGAAAGGCUGGUCUCAGAAAAGGAAGUCUUACGACACAGCUUGCUGAUGGAGCAUGAGGUUGCCGUGAGGAAGCUCAGGCAGGAGACGGAAGAUCAGCUCCACAGAGCGAAGAGAGAACAGGAAGAGAUGCGGGAUGAGCUGAGGACUCUGCAGCAUGACAGAGAUCAGUGUCUGCUGCAGGCCGAGACCGAGAAACAACAGGCCCUCUCUCUGAAGGAGGCAGAGAAGACGGUUCUGUCUGACAGAGUGUCCAGUCUGCAGGCUGAGCUGUCAGCUGCUGCGCUGGAGGCCGAUCGGAUGACCAGAGAAGCAGCUCAUUACAAAGAGCAGGAGCAGAUCAGAGUUGGAGCUCUGACCAGUGAGCUGCUGGAGCUUCGCUCUCAGCUGGAGGAUGCUGCCUCCGCUCACGAGCGAGAACUGAACAGUCUACGAGAGACUUGCACUGAUCUUCGGUCACGCACUGAUGUUGCUCUCAAAGAGCUGGAGCAGUGCAGAGCUUCUCUCUCAGCUGCUGAGGAGAGUCGAGACCAGUUGAGGCGGGAGAUGCUGGAGACUGAACGUCGUCUGACCCAAACUCAGGACUCAGCAGAGAACUACAGACGAGAGGGAACAGAGCUCCGUCGCAGCUUCUGUGACGCCACCAAAGAGAGAGACACUUUGAGCCAGUCCAACACUCAGCUGAGGGAAACUCUGCGAAGUGCAGAAACGGAGAGAAUCAGUGUGAAACGACAGUGUGAGGAGAAGGAGCAGAGGCUGGCAGUGCUGGAGGAGAAUUUUUCAUCCACUCAGAAGGAGGUGACGGAGCUGCGCAGCUGCCUGAGAGAAGUGGAAAGGUCUCGGCUUGAGGCUCGGCGAGAACUGCAGGAACUCCGCAGACAGCUGAAGGUUCUGGAGGGAGAGAAGGAGCAGAAAGGGAGGGAGGUGGCAGAGCUGCAGACUCGCCUCUUGCUGGAGGAGCAAAGAGAGGAAGAGAGGGCGAAGGAGGUUUUCAUCCUCAAACAGAAGCUAACCGAAGCUGAAACAACAAGAGAGUCCCUCAAGAAAGAGCUUUCUAUGACUCAAAAGCGUCUGCUGGACUCUGAGUGUGGCUGGCGCAGCUGUGAGAGGGAGCUAACCGCUCAGCUGCAGGAGGCUCGUGGCUGCGAGAAGAAGCUCCUGGAUGAAGCCAAGAACCUGUCGCUGCGCACUCAGGCAGCCCAGGACGUCGCUGCUCAGUCCAGCCUGCAGCUGAGCGAGGCGCAGGGCCGACUGGCCGCCACCGAGGCCGAGCUGGUCCGGGCCGAGGCUGGGAGGAGGGACCUGGAGUUUCGUCUGAGCAGUCUCCAGUCGGCGCUGACCCGAACUCUGGGCAUCGGAGCGGGAUGGAGAGGAACCAGAGGGAGGAGCCCAGGAGGAAGCUCUGCAUCAGGCGGCAGCAUGUCGCGCCACCACAGCAUCUCACCACUGCGCUCCUCGCUGUCACCUCCGAAAGAGUUUCGAGGAAGCACCCCUGACAACACCCUGGGUUCAGGAGGUGUUUCUCCUGAGAGAGGCAACACACCGCUGCCUCUCUCUCAGCCGGAGCUCGACCCCGACACCCUGAGAAGUGGCCUCAGGGAUUUCCUCCAGGAGCUGCGUGAAGCACAAAGAGAGAGGGAUGAUGUGCGAUGCCAGCUGGGGGCCGUGCAGAGAGAGCUGGAGGAGCUGAAGGGGGAACGAGAGUCUGCUCACAGUCGACUGACUCAGCUGCAAAGCACCUUACGGGAGUACCAAGAAGGGAGGCGUGGACUGGACGAGCGUCUGAUCACCACUCAGAUGCUGCUGCAGCAGCAGGAGGAGGCGGUGAGGAGAGGAGACAGAGAGAGGAGAUCUCUGUCCGACAGGGUGAAGGAUUUAGAGAGAGCGCUGCAGGCGUCUGAGACGGAUAAGAAGCACACACAGGAUCUGUUAAAUAAGCAGCGCGCUGCUGAGAUGCGUCUGGAGGCGGAGAGGAGGCGUCUGCGGGAGGCGCUGGAGGCAGCUGAAGCUCGAGCCACCAGGGUGGAGCUGGGGAGGCGCAGCCUGGAGGGGGAGCUGCAGAGACUCAAACUGAGCCUGGGAGACAGAGAGGCUGAGAGUCAGGCCUCCCAGGACCGCCACGACUCUCUAAUCAAACAGGUGGCGGAAGGAGAAGCUCGUGUGUCUCUGCUGCAGAGGGAGGUGGAGAGGCUGAGUCAGGCUCUGCUCAAAGCUCAGGAAGGUGAAUCUGUACUCAAAGAAAAGACCGCUUCUCUGAAUCAGGCUCUCCAGGAGGCAGCGGCAGCUCACAGCGGCUCCCAGAGUCGUCUGGCUGCUCUGCAAAAGACACUAAGUGUAGCUGAACAGGACAAAAGGCUUCUGCAGGAACGAAUGGAUGAAGCCCGGGCAUCAUCAGCUGAGGCUAAAAGAAGCAUGGCCGCCCUCACGGAGCGGGCGCAGACCCUGCAGAGUGAACUGAACCAGAGCGAACUGCGGCGAGAAGAACUGGAGGCCGAGCUCAACAACACUCAGGAGGCUCUGCGUCAGCGUUCAGCCACUCUGCUGGAGUCUCAGCGCAGCGCCCAGGCAGCUCAGACGGAGCGGGCCGCUGUGGAGGAGCGACUGCGAGGGCUGCAGAGAGCCGUCGCCAUGCUGGAGACAGAGAAGAAGGAUGCUGAGAGGCAGGCGGUGAGGCUGGAGAAGGACAAGAACGCACUGAGGAACACACUGGACAAGGUUGAGCGUCAGAAGCUGAAGUCUGAAGAAGGCAGCAUGCGUCUGUCUGCAGAGAAAGGUCGGCUGGAUCGUUCUCUAAACACAGCCGAGCAGGAGCUGCAGGAGGCGCAGCAGCAGAUUCUGAUGCUGCAGGUAAGCAGUGAACGCAGUAAAGCUGGAGCUGCUGGACUUGUGCUGAAAGUGAGUAGAAAAGAGAAAGUACACUUUGUCAUUUAUCCUGAAACAUGUUGACCAGUAAAAGACCCAUGAAAUCAGUGGUGUAAAUUUCACUGGUAAAACAUCUCAUUUAAGAUGUUUUCUCAUCUGUAAAUACUUCAACUGGAUGCCUGGUCAUUAAGUUAAUGGUUUUUAAAACUUUAGUAUUUAUUGGGUUUCCAUCCAUUCUCUAUACACCGCUUUAUCCUCACUAGGGUCAUGGGGGGUGCUGGAGCCUAUCUCAGCUGACUCGGGUGAAGGCAGGGGACACCCUGGACAGGUCGCCAGUCUGUCUCAGGGCUACAUAUACAGACAAACAAUCACACUCACAUUCACACCUACGGGCAAUUUAGAGUACUCAAUUAACCUCAGCAUGUUUUUGGACUGUGGGAGGAAGCCGGAGUGCCCGGAGAAAACCCACGCAUGCACAUGGAGAACAUGCAAACUCCAUGCAGAAAGAUCCCUGGGGAUCUUCUUGCUGCAAGGCGAAAGUGCUAACCACUACUCCACUGUGCAGCCCUUUAUUGGGUUUGCAUCUCUGUAUUUAUAUAUAUAUAUAUAUAUAUAUAUAUAUAUAUAUAUAUAUGUUUAUUUGACAGUUGUAUGCAUGUUGUGUGUUUGGCAUCUUGUUCCAUGUGGAUGAUCCUUUUUGUCCAAUUUCUGCCAAUAACAGGUUCUAACUUUUUGGCUACAAGCAAAGUAAAGCUUCUUACUAAAGCUACACUGCAGCACAUUUGUUUGCAAUGAUGUCUUUUAUUGUUGUAGUUCCAUGAUCUCAGAAAGGUUGUAGUUCACUGCAGCUUCUCCAGACAGAUUUGUGUCCAGUAUAGUUGCUGGGUGGUCCAUGUUACAGUCUCCAUCUCCAUCUCAUGAGCUGUCCUUGUUUUUGAUGUCCUGCCAAGCUUUCGGUUCCUUUCCUCUUGUUUCCUUUUCGUCUCUUCUACCUGUGUGUGUGUGUGUGUG
This is a messenger RNA of Acanthochromis polyacanthus (spiny chromis), 7384 nucleotides long. Its product is annotated as rootletin. Bases 572 to 6457 code for a protein of 1961 amino acids. The transcript has 36 exons. The record is from RefSeq and is a predicted model, not a curated record. Lineage: Eukaryota; Metazoa; Chordata; Actinopteri; Pomacentridae.